Messenger RNA from Ilyonectria robusta, 1364 nucleotides. RefSeq lists its product as uncharacterized. The record is from RefSeq and is a predicted model, not a curated record. The transcript has 2 exons. Lineage: Eukaryota; Fungi; Ascomycota; Sordariomycetes; Hypocreales; Nectriaceae. The coding region runs from base 300 to 1364 and encodes 354 amino acids.
CAGCGAUCCUGUUCUCGUUACUGUCACCACGCCCACGCACCGCCAACCCGCCCCCCGAACCGCACAACACAGCACCCAAAUCCUCCCAAAAACAAACGAUCGCACUGCUCCAGCUCCCUCGAGACCGCUGAGCAUUCGCCGAUUCCACUUUUUCCGCCAUGGCUAUGAAAUAGAUCACAAAGCUCACUCGAGCUUUGAACGAACCACGCGGUGCAACAGACUGGGCUGACUCCCUUCCUCACAACCCCCAAAACAAACCACGAUUCCACCUAUCCGACCCAUCCGACAGUGACCUCAACAUGCCAGACUUAGACGAACCAGGCUGGUCUUGGCCAGCCUGGAAGUUUGGCAUGAAGAGGGAUGACCUCUUUACCAAACUCCACGAUCAGUACAACACCUUCUCCUUCAACAUCCAAGACCCCGAGGCCUUCCACCACGACGUCUACGAAAUCUCCCGUGAUGCCGAUACCCCUGACGAGUUCCAUCGCUUGAUGGCCGAUCGCCAGCGCCAGCGCCUGACCGAGCUCCAUGAGUCUCUCGAGUCGCUGGCCGUGGAGAUCAUCGCCAACCCCAAGCUGAUGGACUCGGAACACUGGCAAUACGCUCUCCAGCUCUUCCGGACCAAGUCUUUUGACUCAAUCGUCCGGUACUUCGCGAGCUAUCUCCCUGACAGCUACCUCGAUCAGCACGACACUGUCUCUAUCUCAUCUUCUACUUACUCCGAGACCAACAGCGUCAAAACCGAAAGCACCUCGGCCAGCAGCGUCGACGAUGCCUCCCUUCCUAGUUUCUUCGGCGAUGAUGACGAGGUCGUCAUGACCAAGGAGCCCCUCUCUAUUCACACCAAUAUCAGGUCCUCUCAUUCGGGUCCUUUUGGACCUGACUUGACCCGGUCACACGUCCACGACGACGAUGAGACCUCGCAAUCGGACGAUUGCGAGAGCGCCGCCACCUCCGACUGCGCAGAGAGCCCGUCGUCGUUGGAUGAGACCACUGAGGAGGAACAUGUUCACGAUGGCUUCGAUGAAGAUCUCGAGGACGAAUAUCCUGCCGCACAAUUUCCCGAAGAUGCUUUCGACGCGUUCGAUUUCAAUAACGAUACCCUAGAUUCCGACACUCCUACCCCUCGACAAGAAACUAUCGCAUCCUGUUAUAUUGAGUACAAGUCCGUGGUGUCGCGGAGGAUACCCUCCCCUCACCGACGCUCACCUUCCCCCUCACCAAAACACCACUUUGCACAUCGCCACCAAGGUUCUUCCUUCCGGGAGAUCCGGAGAAGUCCUGAUGAAGCGCUCAGCAAGGUCCAGAAGCCCAUGCCAGAUCCCAUACGGAGACGGACGGGAGGCAGGAGACGGCUGGAUUAG